Molecule: messenger RNA, 900 nt
Organism: Cooperia oncophora
Lineage: Eukaryota; Metazoa; Nematoda; Chromadorea; Rhabditida; Trichostrongylidae
Source: the annotation of a GenBank genome assembly
AUGUCUCUAAUAUCCUUGUUGGUCUUCGCUUUCGUGUUACGGGUCGUCCGUUCCCUAUCGAUCUCGAUGAAGGAAGCGGUGAUGGAUGUAGAUUAUCUUCGUGUUGUUGCUGUUGCGCCGAAGUCUUCGAAGACCCAACAACUACCACAACAACCACGACCACCACUACUACGGAGCCGACAACGACGCCUGAACCAUGCGGAUGUUGCUGUUGCUGCGAAGUUUACGAAGACCCAACCACGACGACGACAACCACCACCACCACGACAACAACUACAACUGAGGCACCAACCACUACAGAACCUCCGAGACGAUCGUGCUCUUGCUGUUGCCAACGAAGAGGAAGCUGUUGUAGGCGUCCAGAGCAGCAGUAUCUUGGAAGAGCCGGAACCCCUCGUCUGUCCUGAUGGGUGGAUCAGCUACCAAGAUUCGUGCUACUACGUCGAGUCGAGCAAGAUGAGUUUGGGCCAGGCUGAGAAAGCAUGCAAUGAGAAGGGAGCCACGCUAUUUGUCGCUGACUCCACUGAAGAAUUUAGCGAAGUGAUGAAAGAGACACCGCCAUACUUCUGGAGCUGGAUUGGACUUGGACAGUGCGCAACUGACUCAUUCCCGCGGUGGCAAGUCGCCGGACCGGACGGCUCUUCGCACAUGAGGUGUGCCAUUGCGAAUGAUGACUUCGGAAAGCCGUCCUUUGUUGGCUACGAUGGAUUGGAUCCUCUACAAUUGAAAUGGUUGAUCCUUCCAUUUUCGCCCGUACCUAAUGGAUGGUCCUCGUUUGCCACCUGCGUCGGUUACUACAAUAUGAACAGCUAUUCAAGCAGUUAUCUCUACUUUUACCCAUGUUCCUCGCUCUUCCACUCUGUUUGCGAGCGAAAUUUGACACUUACUAAUUUACUUUGA